AUCACAGCUACUGCACCUCCAGUAGACUAUCCUCGGAGGUAUGAGCCAUUAGCGCUCUAUGCCCGAUGAAAUCACACGGAAUGGGCCUAAGCUCGCGAAGCGUGCUCUUUGUGCUGGCAGUCAGCUUCCUAGCCGGUAAGCCAGCCUGGAUUGCUGCAUGCGAGCUCGUGGUCUACCGAAUGGAUAAGUAGUCGCAUUCCGUCCUGUUCCUGGCUCUCAGCCUUGUGUUGGAUUUCCUCCAGACUCCAGCCAGCCGCCGCCUUUCGGGACUCGUUCGCAUCACGGACUAACCACCAUGUUCGCGCUCUCGCUGACAAUCCUGGCCUCAGCCUGGUUUGCUGCCGGCCUGGACGAUGACAGUUACCACCCUCAUGGCGCGUUCGCGUUCAUUCGAUCGGGAGAGCGCACACCGGUUCUGACAGGUGACACCCAAGUUUUGACCGCGGUGGGUGCGCAGCAGAUGUACCAACUGGGCCAGAAUUUGAGAGCUAGGUGGAUCGAUAGCGACGGCAAUGCUGGACUUGGUAGACAGAAUAUUGCAAAUAUGUCUGUCGACAUCUUGAACAACGAUCAAAUUUCUAUUCAGACGCUGGACACGCAGUACCUCGUGUCUUCGGCGCAAGCUUUCAUGCAGGGCAUGUACCCCCCGCAUGCUCUCGGCAACUCGUCUGGACUUGGGGACUCGACAGGUCUACUUGCGGAUGGCACGACUGUUCAGGCGCCUAUGAAUGGAUAUCAAUAUGCGACUGUUCAAUCUUUCAGCCCGUUUACGUAUAAUUCGAUUUACAUCGCUGGAAGCCAGAAUUGUCCUUCGGCGAAGCUGAAGUCCCUGCAGUAUACGGUGUCUGACGGCUUUAAGAACACCAAAGCUGCCAGCAGAGAGACAUACGACAAGUUGCAGACAAGCUGGUUCCAAGGUCAUCUAUUGGACGAUCAGAGAGAUUAUGACCACGCCCUUGAGAUCUACGACUACCUCUCGUAUCAGUACACACACAAUCGCACGAUCUACGAAAGGCUCACUGGCAGCCCUGUUUACACCGGUGUCUACAAUGCGACGCGCUACUACGCAGAUGAAUACGCCUGGAACUUCUGGGGCAACACUGCAUCCUCCCGAAACGACACAGACAACCAAGCUAUUGGCGGCAAGGCACUCGCCGCAGAGAUCCUCCACCAAUUCCAGCUCCUCGUCAACGACCGCAAAAACCAUAGCACAUCAACCCCCGGUGUAUCUCGCCCACUCACCCUCCUCUUCGGCGGAAAUGACCCCAUGAUCAGCUUGAUGAGCUUGAUGCUCAUGGACGCCCGCGACAAAAACUUCCGCGCGAUCCCCCCCUACGCCUCCGCCAUGGUCUUCGAGCUCUUCUCCACUGGCCAAAACGAGACCUUCCCGCAAAACGAAGACGACCUGUGGGUGCGGUUUUACUUCCACAAUGGCACCACCGACUUUAACGGCCAGCUCAUCGCGUUCCCGAUGUUCAACCAGGGGCCCAGUCAGACGGAUAUGAAGUGGCACGACUUCAAUUUGAUGUUCAGCAGGAUCAUGAUGAAUACUAUUGUGAACUGGUGCGAGACGUGCAGCUCGCCGGCGCUGUUUUGUACUGGUGUCGAUUCGGAUACGAUUGUUGUGUCAAAUCCGAAGGCGCAGACGAGCAGCAAGGGACACGCAAUCUCACCGGCUGUUGCUGGCGUCAUUGGUGCAGUCGUUACGCUCGCUGUUGCGGGCUUGCUCUUUGCGCUCGCGAUGCUGGCAGGCGGGAUACGCUUCCGCCGCGUGCAACAGCGCCCGAAAUCCGAACUAGGCGGUUUCAAGGGCUCGAACAAACUCGCAUCUGAUCCCGAUGUCGCUAAUCUAUCGAAAGGUGGCGCUUUGCCUGCUGGGGUUGUGGGUUUUGGCGCUACGAACACUGCUGCUGGUGCGGAUGGUAGGGCGAGGCAUGAAAGAGUGGGUAGUUGGGAGCUCAGGCAGAAGGAGUUUGGGAACUAUAAGAGUGGGGAUAUGGGGGAAGAGUUUCCGAGUCCGAGGGAGAGCUUUGAGCAUAUUGAUACUGUGGCCAGUCGGCCUGUGCAGCCGAGGGAGAGCGUCUGAGGUAGUGAGAGCGAGAGUGAGUUUUCUUACAGUCUUUACGAUGUUACGAAUAUGACCUGGGUUUGGGAUGGGAAUUUGGAGCGGGAGGGAAGAAAUGGAUGUACUACGGCUUGACCUUCACUUCGAUACGAUCAUGAUACCCGGCUUCGAGCCUUCUUGUCUCUUACUUUACAAUAUACUACGG
Molecule: messenger RNA, 2270 nt
Organism: Macroventuria anomochaeta
Lineage: Eukaryota; Fungi; Ascomycota; Dothideomycetes; Pleosporales; Didymellaceae
Product: phosphoglycerate mutase-like protein
Exons: 2
Coding region: 296-2086 (596 amino acids)
Biological process (GO): dephosphorylation
Molecular function (GO): phosphatase activity
Source: RefSeq, a predicted model, not a curated record